CGGGGUCGCUUUAACGACGACGGCAUAACUGCAGAACCGGAAGCGAAUAUGUAGCGUUGGGCCGAGGUAGCCGGCGAAAUGCUGCUGGCAAUUGGGCGAGAGUGAGACUCCGCCGACAUGGACUUUGCGGGCACGAGCGGAAAUGGCACUCAGGUGCACUGUGAACUUCUACAGAGGAACUUCAAUGCCCCUGAGAGCGAAAUCUGGUGCAAUUGGGCAUGGGAUUCUAUUCUCUGUUGGCCUCCUACAAAAGCAUCAACAGUAACAAAAUUAAGAUGUCCCUUGGCGAAUGGAAUCGAUACAAGAAAGUUCGUAGAAAAGCACUGCGACGAAGAUGGGCAAUGGGAAGGCCGAUCCGGUACUCCAGGCGAUCGUGAUUCGCCCAAUGGAUGGACUAACUACACCCCCUGCUUCACUCCUGAAAUGCUACUCCUUAUUAGAAAACUUUACACAGGCAGCGAAGAUCUUGCUAAGGUCAGAUUGGAUAUUGCUGCGAAAACGCGAUAUUUGGAAUUUGUUGGAUUGAGUGUAUCCUUGACGGCAUUAUUAAUUUCUUUAUCAAUCUUCUGUCGAUUUAGAUCACUGAGAAAUACUCGGACUCGAAUUCACAAAAAUCUUUUCGUUGCCAUGGUGAUUCAAGUCGUUAUAAGAUUGACACUAUACAUUGAUCAAGCGCUUUUCGAAUCCAAGACUCACGGCUUUCAACAUGGUAUUCAAAACACUCCUGUCCUAUGUGAAGCAAGUUAUGUUUUUCUUGAAUACGCUAGAACGGCCAUGUUUAUGUGGAUGUUUAUCGAAGGUCUUUUUCUACAUAAUAUGAUAACAGUGACAGUCUUUCAAGAAUCGUCACACUACCGAAUGUACAGACUCGUUGGCUGGGGUUAUCCCAUCAUUAUGACUCUUACUUGGGCCACCGUCACGGCACUCUAUUAUCAUCCGUCGAAAUGCUGGUGGGGUUAUAAUCUAACCUUAUACUUUUGGAUACUCGAAGGACCAAGGAUGGCUGUGAUAUUGCUAAACUUUAUGUUUCUCUUAAACAUCAUACGUGUACUGAUUGUUAAAUUACGGCAGAGUCGUACUAGUGAGAUUGAACAAGUCCGAAAAGCUGUAAGGGCUGCUUUGGUAUUACUACCUCUUUUAGGAAUUACCAAUUUAAUUUCCAUGACUGAAGCACCAUUGGACAAAAGUAUUUGGGAAUUUGCAUUAUGGUCAUACACAACACAUUUCCUAACUUCGUUUCAGGGUCUCCUCAUAGCAACCCUUUACUGUUUUCUUAAUGGAGAGGUAAGGUUGGCUUUGGAUAAAACAAUUUCUGUAUACAUGUCGGUACGCGGUACUGAUCUUACAAGGCGCCAAUCAACUGUAAGUGGUUGUCAACCUCAUCGAAUUGCAUCAGUUAUUGAGGUCGAAGAGGCCGAGAUCAGGCCUGGAAUAGGAUGGAUAAGGUUGUGCUGCCGUGGUGGUAACAUGCCAACACCUGAUCGUCCCAUCGAGUAA
Molecule: messenger RNA, 1497 nt
Organism: Ceratosolen solmsi marchali
Lineage: Eukaryota; Metazoa; Arthropoda; Insecta; Hymenoptera; Agaonidae
Gene: Pdfr
Product: Pigment-dispersing factor receptor
Exons: 12
Coding region: 118-1497 (459 amino acids)
Biological process (GO): cell surface receptor signaling pathway; adenylate cyclase-modulating G protein-coupled receptor signaling pathway
Cellular component (GO): plasma membrane
Molecular function (GO): G protein-coupled peptide receptor activity
Source: RefSeq, a predicted model, not a curated record